This is a messenger RNA of Eublepharis macularius, 2693 nucleotides long. It is a transcript of the gene HINFP, whose product is annotated as histone H4 transcription factor. The record is from RefSeq and is a predicted model, not a curated record. The transcript is spliced from 10 exons. Gene Ontology annotation, biological process: anatomical structure development; regulation of transcription by RNA polymerase II. Lineage: Eukaryota; Metazoa; Chordata; Lepidosauria; Squamata; Eublepharidae. Bases 79 to 1680 code for a protein of 533 amino acids. Gene Ontology annotation, molecular function: RNA polymerase II cis-regulatory region sequence-specific DNA binding; DNA-binding transcription factor activity, RNA polymerase II-specific.
GCGGUUCGUCUACGCACAGGUGGAGAAGUUGCUGUCGCGGGGCAAAUUGGAGGGGAGGAAAAUUGAUGUACUCUUACCAUGCCUCCUGGGAAGGUGUGCAAUAAAGAAGCCUUGGUUCUGCAGUGUGAAUGGGAGAUGUGCACCUUUGUGGUAUCAAAGAUGGAAGAAUUCUGUGAACACGUGUCAAAGCAUUUGCAACAACAUCUCCAUGGGAAAGAGGAGGAGGAAGAUGAGGUGGAUUCUCUCGAAGAAUAUGCCUGCCUGUGGCAGGAAUGCGGUUUCUGCUCUCCAGAGAGUCCUGCAGACCUGGUCCGCCAUGUGUACUUCCAUUGCUACCACACCAAGCUGAAACAGUGGGGGUUGCAGGCCUUACAGAGCCAGUCGGACCUGACUGCGUGCCAGCUGGACUUUCAGAGCCGGAACAUUAUUCCUGAAAUUCAGGAGAACUUCCUUUGCUUAUGGGAGUACUGUGAGAGAGCUUUUGAUAAUCCUGAAUGGUUCUACAGACAUGUGGAGGAUCACAGUUUCUGCACAGAGUACAAAGUAGUUGGAAAGGAGAAUCACGUGGUCUUCUGUGGCUGGAAAGAUUGCGACUGCUCCUUCAAAGGCCGCUGCAAGUUGCGUGAGCACCUGCGCAGCCACACGCAGGAGAAGGUGGUGGCUUGUCCUACCUGUGGUGGGAUGUUCUCUAACAACACCAAGUUCUUCGACCACAUCCGCCGUCAGACCGCCCUAGAACAACAGCGAUUCCAGUGUUCUCACUGCUCAAAGAGAUUCGCCACAGAGAGGCUGUUGCGUGAUCACAUGAGGAACCAUGUCAACCACUACAAGUGUCCGCUGUGCGACAUGACGUGUCCUCUGCCCUCCUCCCUGCGCAAUCAUAUCCGCUUCCGGCAUAGUGAGGAGCGGCCGUUCAAGUGCAAUUAUUGCGAUCACAGCUGCAAGAAUCUCAUUGACCUCCGGAAGCACUUGGAUACACACAGCAAAGAGCCAGCCUACCGUUGUGAAUUUGAGGCCUGCAGCUUCAGCGCCCGGUCCCUUUGCUCCAUCAAACUGCACUACAGGAAGGUUCAUGAGGGUGACUUGGAGCCCCGCUACAAAUGCCACGUCUGUGAUAAAUGCUUCACUCGUGGGAAUAACCUCACCGUGCACCUCAGGAAGAAGCACCAGUUCAAGUGGCCUUCAGGCCAUCCUCGCUUCAGGUACAAGGAGCAUGAGGACGGCUACAUGCGGCUGCAGCUGGUGCGCUACGAAAGCGUGGAGCUGACGGAGCAGCUGCUGAAGGACCGGGAGAAGCAAGGGGAGGGGCUGGAGGACACGGCCCAGUGCAUGGUGCUGGCAGGGUCCGAGGACAGCCUGCAGGGGAUCAUCUUGGAGCCCCCCACAGAGGAAGCUGCUGCUGCUGAGGACUUGCAGGCAGCCGCGGCCCCCCAGCACCCGGCUGAGCAGGAGGCUGGCGCAUCCCCCGACCAAGAACCCGGCUCGCCUCCCAGCCCCAUCAUCCGCGUUGUGAACAGGACCAAUGAGCGCGGGGAGAGCGAAACUGUGUACUAUGUGAUGGCCAGCGCGCCUGCGGAGGGUCGAGCGGCGGCGCCAGACGGGUUUCCUGCCGAGCCCGAGGAGAACGUCAUGGACAGGCUUCAGAAGACAGCUGAGGAACUGGGCAUUCAGAUUGUCUGACAUUCCUAACGGUCCUCGGAGGACCUCUGGGCCCCUCCUUGCCCCUCCCCUCCCAGAGGAGACUGGGGGUUGCAAACGCAUACGUGUCGUCUCCUCGUGCUUCUUGAGCACACAUUCCGAGAACUGAACGCUGUUGGUGCUACCUGGGGGGGAGUGGGUGACAUUUCCUCAAAUCACGCUCCAUUCUCCCCCUACCCCUUCUGCAACCAGGGGGUGAGUUGGCAGCUUCCAGUGUUGGGUGCUCUGGCAAAGGGAAGGUGGAAGGUGUCUGUGAAGUUGGCCGGUGUGAAGGGCAGGGGCCAGUUCUUCCAUCCAUCACCAGCUGUUGUGCCUGCUGUGCUGCGUGCUGGAUCCAGUCCUGGAUUGGGAUUGGGGCUGAUUUUGAAGUGCCCCAAUAUUCCAAGAGAAAAUCUGCCCCCCCCCCCCAAACUACAUUCCUUGGAAGAUUCUGGUGUUCCUUAGCAGGCCCCUGCCAAAAUGUGUCCCUGCCAGACAGUCCCCUGUCUUGUUACUCUGGAGCAUGUGUGAAUUGCAGAUCCACCUUCUUUUUGAGGUGUGGUUUAUCUUCAGCCAGGUUUUCUUUGAAAUUAUUUGCCUCACCCAGUCUCCAGGUGGCUGAGCUGUACCUGUGCAUCCUCAGGUGAUAGUUCAUGGGCUCUUCUGCCCCCGCCUCGCUCUGCGGAUGGGCUGCUCAGCGGACGUUGUUUCCAGCCACUGCUUCACGGUUCUUGUCUCCUGCCUGCCCUCCUCAGAGGCUGCCCUUCCACAUUACCUUUGCCACCUGAGGGUCACUUGGUCGUGAAGGAAGCCCUGGCUCCUGUGCUGGAGCUCUUCCCACACAAUCUGGGAUUUCUUGUGUGACCUAAGCACUGUGGGGAGGGGCCGUUUUGCAGUCGUUCUCGCACCAUGAGAAAGAGACUUAAUUCUCACCACGUUACUUCCUCCCAAAGCGGGGCUCCAGCUCUCGGCUUGCAGUGUUUGUGUUACAGCAGGAGGAAAUAAUAAAAGUUCAA